Molecule: messenger RNA, 168 nt
Organism: Funneliformis caledonium
Lineage: Eukaryota; Fungi; Glomeromycota; Glomeromycetes; Glomerales; Glomeraceae
Source: the annotation of a GenBank genome assembly
AUGACAACUUUAGGUUGCAGUAAAUCAUCGUAUAACACUUAUAGAAGGUCGUCCUUGAAAGAAACAAACUCUAAUGAGGCAUCAAGCUCAACUUCGAGAGAUAGCUCAGCUUCGAGAGAUAGUACAACUUCAAGCGAAACAGCAAGCUCUGUUGCCAAGACAAGGUGA